AAUGGGUAAGGGUCGUGGGGGAGUGUUGUGUAAGAGCUAGAGGUCAGGAAAAUUAAUGGAGAAACCUAAGAUCAAGAAGCCCUGCUACAGCCUGUAUGGAUGGUGGUACAGUAAGAUACCUCCAACUUGGAUGGUCAUCACUGGAGCAUUGAUUGUGCAGGUCGGGUUCGGGCUGUAUCCUGUAAUUGUGAAGAAGUUUGCCGCUGGAGUGAAAGCCGAUCCGCUAGUGCUGAGCUUUUACAGAGAUGCGUUGUGUUCGCCAGUGCUGUUCCUAUGUGCUAUCAUUGCUGAGAGAAAGAUUCUCAUCCCAGGGUUCAAAAUGCUUGUUGUCCUUAUUCUACUGGGCUUGGUAGGAAUGUUCGGAAAUCAGUUGUUGUACAUUCUUGGGGUGUACUGGGCGGGGCCAGACAUUGCCAGUGCUUUCCAGCCCAUCAUUCCAGUGUGGACAGCCAUCCUCGCACUGCUCACUUGCACAGAGAAAAUACCCUCCCCAUUUAAUCUUCACACCUGGAUAAAGCUGUUGGGAAUAGGGCUAGCAGUAGGCGGGGCUAUAGAGUUGACUGUGACCGGUCAGAAGGGUGAUGCUCCCUCCAACAACCACACCUCUCACUCCAACUCAACUGACUCUGGAAUCAACUUACAUGUGAUGGGCUAUGUUGCUCUCUUUGGUAACACCUUUUGUAUGGCUAUUUAUGUUCUCUUGCAAAAAAAGUUCAUCUUCAACAAACUAAAUUGUCGAUGGCGAGAUUAUCCUGUGUCAGUGACCGCGUACUCAUACGUAUUUGGUGCUAUGUUCAUGGGACUAGCCGCCACCAUCUACCUCCCAGCCAUGGGUCAGACCGACCACUUUAUAUUGCCAAGCAAUGCUUGGUAUGCCCUGGUGUAUGCAGUGUUUAUCACAUCGGCUCUUUGUUACCUCCUCAUCACCUGGUCCAACAUGCACCUCUCUGCUACCAUAGUCACUGCCUUCUGGCCAUUCCAGGUACUUGUGGCUGUGUUGGCGUCGUACUUCAUUACUGGAGAUGUUCUAGCUCCAUUGCAAUACUUGGGUGUUGUCAUGUUAAUUGUCGCACUGUUCCUGGUGUUGGUGUCCAAUCACAUGGACGAACGGUUGGCUGAAGGAAAAUCUGUAAUUCGAUUGAAAGCCUGUUUCGUAGAGCGCAGGAGACAAGAGUCGAUAUCCUCCGAGAGAGAGAAAGAAGUAGGUGGAGUAUACAAUGAGCACACUUCCCUCAUUAAGAACGGACAUACUGGAAGCAAGAAUCACGAUGAGAAGAGAAAAAUGCUGAAUGCUAGAGUGAACUGAUUACUGAUGACUUGUGUGACUCUUAAUAGUUAUAAUUUUGAAUGAAACCACUCCAGUAUCACCAUUUUUUUACAUUG
Messenger RNA from Halichondria panicea, 1383 nucleotides. RefSeq lists its product as uncharacterized. The record is from RefSeq and is a predicted model, not a curated record. Gene Ontology annotation, cellular component: membrane. NCBI's taxonomy places the organism in Eukaryota, Metazoa, Porifera, Demospongiae, Suberitida, Halichondriidae. Bases 56 to 1306 code for a protein of 416 amino acids. The transcript has 13 exons. Gene Ontology annotation, molecular function: transmembrane transporter activity.